GAUCGAUUUUUAAUAAUUGAUUUUCUUUUUUUUCUUUUCUGUUUCUCUUUCCUUUUCUCUUUCUCAACCUGCCAGAGUCUCGGAGGAUUCUUGAUGUGUCUCGCUGCCUCGCGGAGAGGGUCUUGAUGGAAUCUGUGUCGAUUGAGACUUUGCGCGCUGAGGCUGUUGCGGCGCGUCAUGAUGAGCUUGGACGGUUAGUACAGUCGCGGAAACGAAAGCUCCAGGAGCUCUACUCCGUGUCGUGCCACCUCGGCCGGGCAAAACCGCUUCCUAGCUUCGAUGCAGUGUCAAAAUGGGGCACGCGCGAUGGUGCUGCGGACGAGGAUGAGAGAAGAUUCUUGGAGGAGAAUGAUUUGGAGAAAUCGUUGACGUUUAAUGAAUCUUCACUGUUUUCGGUUGCGCUCCGUCCUUCAGAGACUGCGAUCAGGGAGGGAAGCGCAACGAGUAGAACUUCGACGCCAUCUACUACGAGGACGUCGUCGCCGUCGAAAACGUUGCGUUCGCAGACUCCUCGUGCCCCACCACCUCCACCACCUCCUACCACUACUACAGCGCCAAUAGUUCCCGUCGCCCCGCUCGAGUCUGUCCCUUCUCCCCCCUCCUCGCCCACCUAUCGCACGAUCGCGACGCCGCCAGUCAUCCCACCCACAACAAUUGCAGGACGUCACGUUACACCCACAGCGACACUCGAGGUUCGGACGAAUGGCCAUACACAGGAAGCCGCGACAGAGCAACAGCGCGAACCAACGCCGGAAGAGUCGCGCACAAUUCCAUCAACUCCUUCACCGAUCUCGCUGUCGCAGUCGACUUCCAUAACCCCACUAGCACCGGAGAAGGAGGAGGAGGAAGACAAAGAUGUGGCUGCUCCAGUGGUGGAGAUCGGUGGCGUACCAGUUGUCCAGGAAUCCAGCACUGCGGUUCCGAACGAGCGCGAGAAAGCCGCCGGCGUCCACCCUCCUCCGAUCCCACCAGAGCUCGACGAGGUUGACACGCACAUGUCUGACGCCAAAACAGAAGCCCCACCGAAACCAUUGGUCUGGAAGAAGAGGAAGGCAGCUCCCAAGAAAACGAAGGUGAAACGGCAGUCUCCUCGUCCGCUGGAAAUUCCAGAUUCGCAGGAAUCACUACCACCAGCAAAGAAUGCAUCCACUUCGCCUUCGUCGCUCGAAACUCCACCUACCCCUCCUCAAACCGGUCCGCUUCCACUGCUCGCACCACCACUAGCAAUUGUUACAGAUCACCCCGGCAAGAGUGUCGUGCCUAUAAAUGAAUCCUCGCAACCGGAGGUGUCCUCGCCGGCCUCUUCGGUCGAGGGCGAUGCCUCUACACCUGGAAACAACAUUUCCUCUGCAACGAGUCCUGAUCCACACCACAUCCCCGAACCUUCAAAGUCUGGGGUUGCUGUUGUUGAGAAUGGUGAAGUGGAAACUGUUGAGGAGGCGAUUGAGGUGGAUACACUCCGGCAGAACGAAGAGGAUGAGGUGAAGGAAACGCUGGUUGAACAGAGUGUGGACAAAGGCGUGGAGAAACCGGUCGAGCCGACGCUACCUUCUGUGGAAAUUGCAGAUGACAUAGUGGAGGACGAGAAUGAGGUUGCGAUUCAUUUACCGACUGUUCCGUCAAAUGAGUUGCCACCAGACACUUCGGCAAGAGCAGAAGAGGAGCGGAAGGAGCGUGAGCUUCCGGUGCCCAUGGAAGUUGAAGCCGAGGCCGAAGAGCCGGAAACUGAGGCUCCCCAGCCAUCGACACCAAAACCGGUGGACGUUGGAUCCCCAGUGUCUCCAGAUCCAUCUGCUCAGCUCAGACUCGAGAACCAGUUGGCGAAUGGAGUCGUCCGUGCCUUGCCUCCUGUUAUUGAGGAGCAUGCAGUGGUAGAACAGCAGAAGUCAUCCGCGCCGUCGCCGAAACAGGCUCCAUCCGCUCAUCCACUACCACCUGUUUCUGUUCCGUCUUCGCCGGUACGGGAACAAGCUCUGGAUGACGAGGAGGAUGAGGAGGAUGUGGAGGAGGAUGUGGAGGAGGAUGAAGAGGAAGGAGGAAAGGAAGAGGAGAAGGAAGAAGUUGAAGAGGAGGAAGAGGAAGAAGAACGUGCGCAGCCGGUCCCAAGUGCUGAGUCCAGCAUCGUCGACAAAGCUCCCUCGCCAGCUGCGGUUCCCACUUCCGAAACAGCCCUCGAAUUAAAACCAACUGAAGCCUUUGAGGAGUCAGCAGCUGCUGUGGAGAAAUCGCGGGAGCCGGAGCCAGAGCCAGAAGAAGUUAAGGAACCCGAGGUGUCACCCCCUCCGCAACCACAACCAGUUGAUGAAGAAACGCCCAACGAACCGGUCCAGCCCGGAAAACCGGAACCGGAGACUAUUGAGACUGCUGUUGAAGCACCACCGCAUGCGCGCGCGCUCUCUCCAGCUAAGAGUCUUCCCGAUUCUGUGAUGAUACCCGUCGACCAGGAUUCGGAACCUGAAGAGGAUGAGGAAGACACCCUCAUGGAGGAUGUUGCACCGAAACCUGCUGCGACACUGGUAGCCGUAGAGACGCAAGCUAAAGGUCCAGAUCCUGAAAAAUCUAAUACAGAGGCCGAGAGCGAUAUUACGACCGCCAAGGCGAAAAGUGUUGACCGCGCACUCGGUGUGGAUGAACAAUCUGAUAUCGACGACGACCAGAAUGCCGCAGACACUAUUGAAGGCAUCUCUUUGCCAGAGAAUUUGCCUGAAGAAAUUCAGAAUAGUCAUGAGUCCAUGGCACCAGAAAUUGCAACGUCCGUAUCAGAACACAAGCAGCCAACCGGGGAGGAAGUGGACGAUUCUACUCAAGCUGUACCUUCUGCCGAAGCUGAAGAUACUCAAUUCGUCACUCCCGCGCUCUUUUCCACACGAUCUUCCUCAAGACCGAAACGGCCAACUCCUCGCGCGAAAGCGCAGCUGUCCAAAGUCGUCAUAUCAUCUGCCCAUCAUGCUGCUGCCGCUGCCGAGGCCGAGGCGAAGAGAUUGCGCGAAGAUCAAGAGCAGCAAGGCUUGAUAGUCAUGGCGCGCCGAAGAACCCAACAGGCUGCUGCUGGUGCUGCAAGAGGCCGACCUUCUGCAUUUCCACCUGGCAGUAAGUUGGAGGCACUCGCACGAUACGGCGUCGACGACGAUGCUCAAAAGGAGUUUAAAGUUCCAGAUUACUUCGAGCCGUGGUGUACCGUUAAGAGCAUGCCCACCCCGGUGAACGAGCUCCUUAUGAAAUCUUCGAAGACGGUUUCAACGGCGGAUCAUAACAUCAGCCGUCAGGAUGCGACCAUCGUGAAGAUCUCCAAGAGGAUUCAUGAGCUGCAGGAACAAGGAUUGUGGAGCUUGCAACAGAUUCAAAAGGCCCCCGAGCCGCGGCGGAGAAUGGCCCAUUGGGACUAUCUGGUCAAUGAAAUGAAGUGGCUUUCAACCGACUUCAGGGAAGAGAGGAAGUUGAAGAUCGCUCAAGCUCAACAGCUAGCGUACAUGUGCAAGGACUUUUACGAUAGUUCCGUUGAGCAGAAGAAUGAGUUACAGGUUGACCGCAAGACCAUGGGGAGGGUACCGAAAGGCAUCCGGGAAGAGCGCAAGUUGCGGACGAUGCGUGAGGGCUCUGACCACCCGACGCCUGAGCUUGUUGCAAGUGGCGGCACACCAGACGAUGAGGGCAGCGAAGAUUACUUUGUGAAGGAAGAAGUACAUGAAGAUGCCGUCAUGGAUCUGGGUGAUGAUAUAGGAAUGUACGACCACCUCCGGGACCCCCCGCCAGCUACCUUGUUCUCGCUCAAGCCGGGCGAAACUGUGUUCUUCAUGCCUCCAACCAAGGCGGCCCAGGAACUACUCGACCAGCUGCCUUUGUACGCACCACCCGCUCCUCCAACCCAGGGACGACCCGAAUACGCUGAAGAGAAAUGGAAAAGGAACUCCGUCAUUCCCGUGAGCAAGUACUCGCAAGGCCGAAUGGUAUUUGUUGAUGAAGACCGUCCUCUCAGGAAGCGCGGAAGGUACGAAUACGAGCCCAACUUUGACAUGUAUGCGGAUGAGUCGGACGAAGAGGGCGAGGUGGUCAAUGGUGAUACCUUGGAUGCCUAUGGACGACCGCGCAAUCACGACAAGACUAAUAAGCCGAUUCCGCUUCAUCCCGAGCAAAACAAUGUUGCGCUCUUCCGACCCGAAUUCAAGCCCACGCUUCAAAGGAUCAGAAGCCACCUCUUCCGACCGCCUAUGGAUCAACCGCCAUCCGGUUUCUUCGAGAACCGUGCCCCGAGUCUGUGGACUCCGGAGGACGACGAGAAACUGCGGUUACUCACGAAAGAGUACAGCUACAACUGGCAAUUGGUUAGCGUGUACAUGGAGGUUGAAGGCGACUUCCACUCCGGCGCCGACAGAAGAAGCGCCUGGGAAUGCUUUGAGCGAUGGCUUGCAAUCGAUAACAUCCCCCAGGACUUCACCAAAUCGCCAUGGUACAAGGGUGUCCAACAACGUCUUGAGAUUGCACAGCGGGCCAGCCAACAGCAGAUCAAUAACGCCGCAAAUGGCACUCAGCACGUUAACCAGCUCAAGAGGCGUGGAACUUUGCCUACGAAGAUUGAUAGGAGGAGGAACACUAGGACGUUCACCCAAUUGGAAGCGAUGCGUAAAUUGUGCAAGAAGCGGGAAACAACUAUGAGCAAACAAGCGCAGAGCAAUAGAGCUGCUCAAGUUGCUGCGAUGCGCAAACAGGCCGCCAGUCCCAACACCACUCAAUUACGAACUCCACAGUACUUUUCGACCAUGAAGCAUGAGAAGGAUCUCAAGGCUUUGGAACAAAAGCAGCUGAUGGCGCAAAUGGGGCGCACUCCUGCUGCCGGUGGUCAACCCACUCAGCCUGGUCGUCUUCCAAAUGGCGUUCCGAUUCCUGGGCAAGCCGGUCGAGGUGUCGCCGCCCCCGUUCCUAUGGCUGGCGGGGCUGCCCUUCCCAACGGCCUCGCUGUUCCCCCUGCCGCUGGCCGCUCGCCAAACAUGCAGCACCCGCUGCACCCGCAAUACGCCGGUGCGAUGCGGCACCCAGCAGCCGGUAUGCAGCCCAACACGAACCGGCAGUACACCGCGCAGGAGUUGCAAACUAUGAGGAUUCAAGCCUUGCAACGCCAAGCCCAACAGCAGCAGCAGCAGCAGCAGCAGCAGCCGCAGCAGCAGCAGCAGCAGCAGCAGCAACAGAGCAGGAGUGCUACACCGGUGGGAAUGGUGCAAAGUCCUAGGAUGGGUCAGAUGCCGCCGCAGCAAUUGCAGCAACAACAGGUGUCGCAACAGCAGGUGCAGCAACAGCAGAUGCAACAACAGCAGGUGCACCAACAGCAGGCACAGCAACAGCAGGCACAGCAACAUCAGGCACAGCAACAGCAGGCACAGCAACAGCAUGCACAGCAUGCACAGCAGCAGCAGGCACAACAAGCACAACAGGCCCAGCAGGCACAGCAGGCACAACAGGCACAACAGGCACAGCAGGCACAGCAGGCACAGCAGGCACAGCAGGCACAGCAGGCACAGCAGGCACAGCAGGCACAGCAGGCACAGCAGCAGCAGCUUAUGGGCGGCGGACUGCAGAGUCCUAGGACUCCGCAGCAGGUCAUUGGUCUUGGUGUACAGAUGCCUCAGCAACAGUCACCGACGCAGCAGCAGUAGUAGCAUCAUAGGAUGGAAGGGAGGCUGGUGUUCGUUUUCUUUAGGGGUUUUCCCAGUGUUUUUCGUGUUUUCUUUUUCAGGGUCAAUUACUACGGGGGUCAAUCUUCUUUUUUCGUAUUGUUCCAUAUCUUUUUCUUUGGGGGUUUCGGUCGCGGGCUUUUUUACGUACUUCUUAGUAAAGGGUGGCUUUUGCUUGUUUUUGUUGGCAUUUUCCUUGUAUGGUAGCGGGCUGUUUGUGUGCUGUGUGCCUUUUGUUUCCCGCAAUAUGUUUUCCCAAUU
Messenger RNA from Tricharina praecox, 5927 nucleotides. RefSeq lists its product as uncharacterized. NCBI's taxonomy places the organism in Eukaryota, Fungi, Ascomycota, Pezizomycetes, Pezizales, Pyronemataceae. The record is from RefSeq and is a predicted model, not a curated record. The transcript is spliced from 7 exons. The coding region runs from base 126 to 5648 and encodes 1840 amino acids.